Molecule: messenger RNA, 1434 nt
Organism: Diatraea saccharalis (sugarcane borer)
Lineage: Eukaryota; Metazoa; Arthropoda; Insecta; Lepidoptera; Crambidae
Source: the annotation of a GenBank genome assembly
AUGGCAGACAAUGCAGAUGAAAAAGGAAGUGGUGAUGUAGAGCCGGAAGAAAAAAAUGAAGCACCGGAACCACCACCAGAGCCUAAAGUACCUGAUGUUGAACUGAUCGUCGACGGUUUCGGAUUUAUGCCUAAAACAAUAAUUACUGGCAAAAGCCGAACAUCAAAAGGUUUCGGUAAAUCGUCAAAGAAUUUAAAAAAGGAUUCUGAAACCCUUAACACAGAACACAGUAGCCCUUGUGCCUCGAGCACCAAUAUUGAUAUUGUCCGAAGGUAUACUUGGAAAACGAAAAAUAGGAUGACCGUACAGGUUAUAACAUACGGUGCCACCAUUACAUCAAUUCAAGUACCAGAUAGAAAGGGUAUUCCCGAUGACGUGAUCGCUGGUUUUGAUACUUUAGAGGAAUAUCUUCAACCAAGAAAUCCUUACUUCGGCUCGACUAUCGGUCGUUACGCCAACUACAUCAAAGAUGCGACGAUGUCAGUCAAACCAUCUGGUAGAAUGUAUAUGUUAACAUCAAACAAGGGUCAUCACCAUUAUCAUGGUGGAUAUGUUGGCUUUGAUAAGAUUAACUGGCGUUCAUAUGUCACCGGGAAUAAGGUUAUAAUGACCCAUGUAUCUGAAAGAUUCCAUGAGGGAUAUCCUGGAACAGUGAUGGCUCAGGCCAUCUUCGAGGUCACCUGCGACAACUGCCUCAAGAUUGAAAUGCGUUGCACUACAAGUGAACCUACCAUUGUCAACAUAAGCAACAUGCCAUAUUUCAAUCUAGCUGGACACCACGCUGGAAACGAAACAAUGUAUGAUCAUAUAUUCACAAUUAACGCUGAUAAGUACACUGCUGUAGAUGACGAUGGUCUUGUCACAGGUGAGAAAAAGGUUGUGGGCGGUACACCAUACGAUUUUAGGAUACCGCGUGUCCUUCGAACCAUGAUACCAAGAAUACCAUUGGGAGGAUAUGACAUAAAUUUCUGCAUCACACAGGGCAUUGAGCAGGAUCUAACGUUCCAAGCUAGGUAAAUAAUAAUAAAAAAUAAUUUUACAUAAAUAGUUUGCGGGUAAUAGAAUAAUUUUACAUCGCACAUUUAAAUAAAUUACAGAGCUCUACACCCGUUGACGGGUCGCGUGAUGGAGGUGUACAGCAAUCAACCUGGUAUGCAGUUCUACACUGGCAACUUGCUGCCAGAUCCUGAUAAGAUUAUAGAGACGCCCGGAGAGGAAAGCGAAGAAGGUGAAAAUGAAGAAGGCGAGGGCGAGAGUGAGAGCAGCGAGUCAGUGAGUGAGAAGUCGAGUUCGCACGGGGAGGAGGCGCUAGAGGAAGGAAGCGAGGUGAGGAGAGGAUAUACACCUAAAAAACAAUAUUAGACAUACAUCUCCUAUAUACUUUUCCUGUCAUGGCUAUCUCUAGCAACAUACAUUGUGUUGUGUUGAUGUCAC